AUGUUGUAUGGAAGAAGAUUUAUAUUGCAUACCGACCAUAAGCCUUUACUGACUAUUUUCGGUAGAAAAACAGGCAUUGCUAUACAUCAAGCUAAUCGUCUUCAAAGAUGGGCAAUUCAGCUUUUAGCAUACGAUUUUGAAAUAAGAUUCAUUUCAACAAACAGUUUUGGUUAUGCAGAUGUAUUAUCUCGACUUAAAAACAACAACGAAAAUAUUUCUGAAAAUUACGUUGUAGCAUCAGUCAAAUUAGAAAGAAAUGUCAAUUCAAUUAUAAGUAACACCAUAAAUACUUUACCAGUAACACAUAAAAUGAUCACAUAUGAAACAGCAAAAGAUCCAAUUCUAAAACAAAUAAUAUAUUAUAUUACAAAUGGUUGGCCUAACAAAACAAUGAAUAAUAGAGAAUUACAAGCAUUUUUACACAGGAAAAAUAAGUUAUCAUUAAUAAAUGAAUGUGUUGUGUACGGUAAACGUAUUGUUAUUCCACAAGUCUACAAAAAACGUGUACUUAAACAAUUACAUCGUGGUCAUCCAGGUAUUGAGCGUACCUAG
Messenger RNA from Teleopsis dalmanni, 552 nucleotides. RefSeq lists its product as uncharacterized. The transcript has a single exon. Bases 1 to 552 code for a protein of 183 amino acids. The record is from RefSeq and is a predicted model, not a curated record. NCBI's taxonomy places the organism in Eukaryota, Metazoa, Arthropoda, Insecta, Diptera, Diopsidae.